UAGAGUUUUAAAGUGAGAAAAAUACAAGAGAAAAUAAUAAUAAUAUGGUACUCUUUAAAAAUUUCUCUUUUUUCGUAGUUGUUAUAUCUUUGGUGGUAGGAAAAUCAAAGUGUCGUCAUAGCUCAGUUCCAGUUGUGCCUGGUUUAUCAUACUCACAUUAUCAAAAUAGUUGCCCUGAUUUGGAAUACAUUAUUAGGGAUCAUCUUUGGGAGGUUUUUAAUCGUGAUAUAACGCAAGCAGCUGCUUUACUCCGUCUUCAUUUCCAUGAUUGCUUUGUUCAGGGAUGUGAUAGUUCAGUACUUCUUGAUGGUUCACCUAGUAGUCAAGGUGAAAAGGAUGCACCUCCAAAUUUGACGCUAAGGCUUGAGGCAUUUAGAAUUAUAAAUGAUCUUCGUGCUCAUGUGCAUUACUAUUGUGGCCGAGUGGUAUCUUGUGCUGAUAUCCUUACCCUUGCAGCUCGUGAGUCUGUUUAUCAGGCAGGUGGACCUUUCUACAAUGUUCCCUUAGGAAGAAAGGAUGGCCUAAGCUUUGCUUCAAGAAACGAAACACUAGCCAAUCUACCACCACCCGUUUUCAACACUACACAACUUAUCAACGCCUUCGCCGCCAAAAGCUUAAACACCACGGAUCUCGUGGCCCUCUCGGGAGCCCACACGAUCGGACUCGCCCAUUGCAACUCCUUCACCAAUAGACUCUACCCUACUCAAGACCCUACCAUGGACCAAACAUUUGCUAACAACCUUAAACUCGUUUGCCCUACAAAUACCACUAAUCGGACUACAAAUUUGGACAUUCGUACUCCUAAUGAAUUCGAUAACAAGUAUUAUGUCAACCUUAUGAACCGUCAAGGCUUAUUCACCUCCGAUCAAGAUUUACAUACCGAUUCAAGGACAAGGGGCAUUGUCACGAGUUUUGCUACGAACCAAGACUUGUUCCAUGAAAAAUUCAUCGACGCAAUGGUGAAAAUGGGCCAAAUUAGUGUAUUGACCGGGACACAAGGCGAAAUUCGUGCAAAUUGUUCAGCAAGGAAUACUCGUACUAAUUUUGAUCUCGAGUCUAUGGUGGAAGAGGAUCAAGAACAAAAACAAUUGGCACAAUAUUAAGGAUUAUGUUCGUAAAACAUCUUCUAAGUCGGGUUAGAUUGUAACGAUAUUAGUAUGUUUGGCCAGCUUGUUACUUCAAGUUUAAAGAUCGAUGUCUUGUCGUAUGUGUUUUAGUACGUAUGAUGUUAUGUAAUGAAUUAAAUGGAAUAUUGUCUUAAGGAUUUCCAGGCUCUAAAUAAAGGAUUGUAUUCAUGUUA
Chenopodium quinoa (quinoa) is the source of this 1300-nucleotide messenger RNA. Its product is annotated as peroxidase 12-like. The record is from RefSeq and is a predicted model, not a curated record. NCBI's taxonomy places the organism in Eukaryota, Viridiplantae, Streptophyta, Magnoliopsida, Caryophyllales, Amaranthaceae. Gene Ontology annotation, molecular function: heme binding; peroxidase activity. The coding region runs from base 45 to 1103 and encodes 352 amino acids. The transcript is spliced from 4 exons. Gene Ontology annotation, biological process: hydrogen peroxide catabolic process; response to oxidative stress.